This is a messenger RNA of Salvia splendens (bonfire salvia), 2879 nucleotides long. RefSeq names its product homeobox-leucine zipper protein HDG11. Gene Ontology annotation, molecular function: DNA-binding transcription factor activity, RNA polymerase II-specific; DNA binding; lipid binding. The transcript has 11 exons. NCBI's taxonomy places the organism in Eukaryota, Viridiplantae, Streptophyta, Magnoliopsida, Lamiales, Lamiaceae. Gene Ontology annotation, biological process: regulation of DNA-templated transcription. The record is from RefSeq and is a predicted model, not a curated record. The coding region runs from base 366 to 2519 and encodes 717 amino acids.
UUUCAUCUCUCAAUUCCAUUCUUCUUCACUUCUCUUUGGCUCCCUUAAUUACUCCACACCAUCCUCUCCCACCCUCCAAGAAUCCCUUCAUUUCCACCCCACCUACACCCACCCCACCCUACAAAUACAUACAUACACAUGUGUAUGUAUAUAUCUUGUGUGGCGUUACACUUCCAAAUAAUGAAACCAUGGCUUGUGCCUUGACAGAUGCUGCAAUAACUCCAAAAUCCACUCCCUAAACUUCAUAUCAUUUUCCUUAUCAAAUCCCUGAUAUUCUUCUCUUUUCCUUCUCUCUCAUUUCCCCAUCUUCUUACCAUAACUUUUUUGUGCUGCUGCUUUCAUCUCUUCUUCUUCUGACCUCACCCAUGGAGUUCAGCAGCGGCGGCGGCGGCGGCUCCAGCGGCGGCGACCCUCAUGACGCCUCCAAGAGGAGGAAGAAGCGCUACCAUCGGCACACCGUCCACCAAAUUCAGAGGCUUGAAUCGAUGUUCAAAGAGUGUGCUCAUCCAGAUGAGAAGACAAGAAAUCAGUUGAGCAGAGAAUUAGGCCUUCAUCCUCGGCAGAUCAAAUUUUGGUUCCAAAAUCGAAGGACGCAAAUGAAGGCACAGCAUGAAAGAUCAGACAACUGCACACUAAGAGCAGACAACGACAGAAUCCGAUGCGAAAACAUAGCAAUGAGAGAAGCCAUCAGAAACGUCAUCUGCCCCUCCUGCGACGGCCCUCCUGUCACCGAGGAUUACUACUUCGACGAGCAAAAACUCCGAAUGGAAAACGCCCAGUUGAAAGAAGAGCUUGACAGAGUUUCAAGCAUUGCUGCCAAGUACAUGGGCCGCCCCAUUUCCCAACUGCCGCCGGUGCAGCCGAUUCAUGUCUCUUCAUUGGAUUUAUCAAUGGCUAGUUUUGGUGGACAUGGGCAUGGGAUGCCUUGCCCUUCUCUUGAUCUCCUCCCGGGGAGCUCGUUGGGGCUAGCGUCGUUCCCUCCUACCAACAUCUCAGAUGCGGACAAGGCCCUCAUGGCCGAUGUGGCGGCCAGAGCCAUGGAUGAGCUGAUCAGGCUGCUGCAGGACAAUGAGAUGAUGCUUUGGAUCAAGUCUGCAUCGGAUGGCGGAGAGCUCCUCAAUCUUGAGAGCUACGAGAGAGCUUUUCCGAGGCCUAAUAGCCACUUGAAGAACCCUGGUGUUAGAACAGAAGCUUCCAGAAGCUCAGGAGUUGUCACCAUGAAUGACCUGGCUUUGGUUGACAUGUUUGUUAAUUCUAAUAAAUGGAUGGAGCUGUUUCCUGCAAUUGUGUCAAGGGAAAGGACUAUUGAAGUGAUAUCAUCUGGGAUGCUAGGAAGCCAUAGUGGCUCAUUACAAUUGAUGUAUGGAGAGCUACAAGUGCUCUCAGCAUUAGUCCCAACUCGAAAACUCUACUUCCUACGCUUUGUUCAGCAGAUUGAAGCCGGAUCAUGGGCUAUUGUCGAUGUCUCUUACGAUAUCCCCAACCAAGAAAGCCAGUUCUUGUCUUCUUCGUGCAAGGCUCACAAGCUUCCUUCCGGAUGCUUGAUACAGAAAAUGCCUAAUGGCUACUCCAAGGUCACUUGGAUUGAACACUGGGAAGUCGAGGAUAAAUCCCCGGUCCACAGUCUGUAUAGAGACCUAAUCUACAGUGGAUUAGCCUUUGGUGCAGAGAGGUGGCUUUCAAAUUUGCAGAGAAUGUGUGAAAGAAUUGCUUGCUUGAUGGUGGCUGGAAAUUCAAACCGUGAGCUUGGAGCCAUUCCAUCACCAGAAGGUAGUAGAAGCAUGAUGAAGCUUGCUCAGAGAAUGGUGAACAAUUUGUGUGCAAGCAUCAAUCCCUCGAGUGGGCAGCAAUUGACAACCCUAAUAGGGUCGAACGAGCUCGAGGUCCGGGCAACACUCCACAGCAGCGCCGACCAGGUAAACCGCAUGGUGCUCAGCGCGGCCGCCACUAUAUGGCUCCCCGUCCCACCUCAAACCGUCUUCAACUUCUUCAGGGACGAGCGCACCCGCCCUCAGUGGGAUGUGCUCUCAAAUCAAAAUCCAGUUCAAGAAAUUGCCCACAUUGCUAAUGGCUCUCAUCCAGGCAACUGCAUUUCUGUUCUUAGGGCCUUAAACACUAGCCAAAACAACAUGUUGAUACUCCAAGAGAGCUGCCUAGACUCAUCAGGAUCACUAGUGGUCUACUGCCCCGUGGAUCUCCCGUCGAUCCACCUCGCGAUGAGCGGUGAGGACACGUCGUUCAUCCCCCUGCUUCCCUCGGGAUUCACGAUCUCCCCCGAUGGCAGCAGAGGGCCUGACCCCUUCCCAGUGGGAGGUGGCGACGGGGCCUCCACUAGCUCCAACAUGGACCCUGCUGCCAGGUCAUUAUCGUCCGGGUCCCUCGUGACGGUGGUCUUCCAAAUCCUAGUCAGCAACACGCAGACCGCAAGGAUCAGCCCCGAAACGGUCAACACGGUCAACAACCUCAUAAGCAACACCGUCCAUCAGAUCAAAGCGGCUAUGAAUUGCUCCUCGUCUUAGAUCCCAACCGUUCGAAUAAGCCCUUGGCAGGGCUUAUUCGAAUGAGUAAUCAGAAUGUUUUUUUCUUUUUGCUACUUUAUUUUGUCCCACUUCAUUUUUUUUACUUUGAAAAAAAAAUAGGAGUCAAGAACGCACCGUUUCAUGCUUUUCUUCAAUUAGGGUUUGUUUGGAAUUUUCCAAAUCCAAGUUGAGGGAAAGUAGGUAUGGUUCGGGUAUUGACUUCUUCAAAUUAGAAUUUUCUUGAAUUAGAGAAAGAAGGAUUUGUGUAGUAAUUAAUUGAAUUAAAUUGCAAUUGUUGAAAUAGAGAUGUGUUGCAUGUGUGUAUGGAUGGAUUUCUCAUUUAAUGAACAAUGUGUUUCA